Molecule: messenger RNA, 1787 nt
Organism: Daphnia carinata
Lineage: Eukaryota; Metazoa; Arthropoda; Branchiopoda; Diplostraca; Daphniidae
Product: SET domain-containing protein SmydA-8-like
Exons: 8
Coding region: 1-1632 (543 amino acids)
Molecular function (GO): protein binding
Source: RefSeq, a predicted model, not a curated record
AUGAGCGUAUUGAAAAUGAAUCGACCGGAAUCGCCGGCCAAUGGAAGUAAAUUAUGCGCCGUGUGUCGUGCAAAAGCUUCGCAAAUUUGCGGCGGAUGUGGCGAAAUUGCUUACUGUGCUAAAGAACAUCAAAAACAACAUUGGUCAACCCACAAAACCCAGUGCAAACCUUACAAAAUUGUUUUUGACGAAAAAUAUGGACGUUGUAUGGUAGCAUCGAAGAACAUCAAACCUGGAGAAAUCAUAUUUAGAGAAAAAGCAAUUAUGACAGGGCCGAAACAAGGUUGUCUGCCAUGUUGUCUUACGUGUUACACGAGUCUGGAGAACGUUGAAGAAGCCAGUCUCUUCCGCUGCCCUGGAUGCAAUUUCCCUUUCUGCAAAGAGAAAUGUGCCAAGAGCUCUGAACACAGCGAAGCCGAGUGUUUGGUAUUAAGCAAAACAAAGUCACGAAUUACCAUAACUGACAUGACGAAAUCGCAUCCAGUUUACCAGUGCAUCUCCCCACUUAGAGGUCUCUUGUUGAAAACGACACAUCCGAAGCUAUUUGAGGCAUUUAAAGGACUCGAGGAUCACAACAACUUACGUAGACAAACGGAAUUCUGGGGCGUUUAUCAGGUCAAUGUCGUCAAAUUUUUGCACAAAGUAUGCGAAUUAUCGGAUCAAUUUACCGAGGAGGAAAUCCACUCCGCCUGCGGAGCUCUGGACGUCAACGCCUACGAAAUCCGGCCUCCUAACAGCGGCCAGCAACGAGUGCUGGGCGUUUUCCCACUCGCCUCCAUGAUGUCUCACAACUGCGUAUCCAACAUGAAUCACGUCAUCGACGGAAAUUAUCAGAUGACUGUUCGAGCUUCUGUUCCAAUUAUGAGAGGAGAGCAAGUAUUUUCAAGUUACGCGCUGGCAUUAGAAGGAACAAGAGAACGACGAGCUCUGUUGCGCCAGAGCAAAUUGUUUGAAUGCGAUUGUAUUCGCUGUUCAGAUCCAACGGAAUGUUCGACUUACUUGAGCGCCCUUCGUUGUCAAAAAUGCCCGACCGGUUUCGUUCUACCCAUCCGGCCGCUGGAAGAAAAGGAAACCCCAUGGCAAUGUUCGCAAUGUUCUUAUAAACUCACGGCCGUCGUAGUCAAUCGAGUGGUCGAUAAACUCAAAGAAGAAUUCGAAGCCAUUGGACCUAAUGAAGUGGAAAAGUUCGAAGGAUUCCUCAAAAGACACGCCACACUUGUCCAUCCCAAUCACUUCUUAUUCACCAGUGCCAGACAAUCACUGAGUCAACUAUACGGCAGGGAUGAACGUUUCUUACUCAACAGUUUAACGAUGGAACAGCUGGAACGCAAGAUUUCCAUCUGUCAGCAAAUGCUUUCGGUUGCAAACAUAGUUGAACCUGGCCUCACACGAAUCAGAGGUGUGACGUUAUACGAAAUGCACGCCCCAAUGUUGUUGAUGGCCAGAAGGACGUUCGAAGCCGGCCAAUGCACUUCAGCGGAAUUUAAGGAAAAGAUAGAGGCCGUGCGGAGUAUCUUAUCUGAAGCUACAAGGAUCCUCUCGCUGGAAGACCCAGCUUCAACGGAAGGAGCAAUGGGCACGGCAGCUGUUCAAGCGCUGGAACAAAUCCAGCGUUGGAUUUCCUCAAUGUGACAUCUAAUGGAAUGAAUUAAUUCAAUUUAACUCAGUUAUUUGAGUGAAGCAAAAAAAACGAGUACCCAUUUGACUUGAAAUUUUGAGUUCAAAUGAGAUCCUCAUUAGCGAAUCCUUUGGCCGUCUUGGUUGAAAAUUACACUGCUAGGUCAUCA